Megalops cyprinoides (Indo-Pacific tarpon) is the source of this 2381-nucleotide messenger RNA. RefSeq names its product solute carrier family 49 member A3-like. Bases 229 to 1674 code for a protein of 481 amino acids. The transcript is spliced from 10 exons. The record is from RefSeq and is a predicted model, not a curated record. Gene Ontology annotation, molecular function: transmembrane transporter activity. Gene Ontology annotation, biological process: transmembrane transport. Gene Ontology annotation, cellular component: membrane. Lineage: Eukaryota; Metazoa; Chordata; Actinopteri; Elopiformes; Megalopidae.
GUUAUGACUUCUUGUUUUGCUUACUUGCUCAACCCCGAAGCCGGCAGGGUUUAAGGUCUGAAAUCUUAACUCAUCAAUUAUUACCGCACAAAACGAAUUGGGAGUAAUUGACAUAAAAUGUAGUUGAGAAUUUAGAGAGAGCUCAUGGAAAGUACAGAAUAUUUUAGAAGUUAGCAGUUCUUUUGUACACGGUGUGUUUUCCCAACUGCCGGGUAGGCGACUCAAGGAAUGGAAGACGAUGGAGACCCGGGGUCCGACGAAGUUCGGAUUAUCCGUGAAUCCAGUCAAGACCUAAGAAACCUGGUGGGAUUCAAACUGUACAGGCGGAGAUGGUUCAUUUUAUUUGUUCUCUGCCUGUUAAACUGUUCAAACGCAAUGUUAUGGCUGAGUUUUGCCCCAGUGGCAGAUCAGACAGCCCAGUAUCUGGGGGCCUCUCUGGACCAGGUCAACUGGCUGUCUCUUGUCUACAUGGUGGUGGCCAUCCCUCUCAGCUUUGUCACAACAUGGAUGCUGGACACCCUGGGCCUCCGGAUCUCGCUGAUUCUGGGCUCCUGGCUAAACAUGGCAGGAAGUGGCCUGCGUUACCUCAGUGUCCUGGAGAGCCUGCCGGCUGGCGUGAGGUACUUCCCCCUGCUGAUGGGCGGUCAGACCCUGUGCGCCCUGGCGCAGACCCUCGUCAUCUUCUCCCCCACCAAGCUGGCCGCGCUCUGGUUCCCCGAGCACCAGAGAGCCACCGCCAACAUGGUCGCCUCCAUGUCAAACCCAGUUGGACUUCUAUUCGCCAACAUUUUCUCUCCCAUGAUCGUCGGAAGUGACAACAACCUCCCUUUAAUGUUAGGAAUCUAUGCCAUACCAGCACUCGUCGUCUGUAUCCUAGCAACGCUGGGGAUUCAGGAAAGCGUUCCCCCAUCUCCUCCCUCAGCCAGCGCUGAGACCGCCAAUUCAGAGCCCUUCCUGCAGGGAAUUAAACUGCUGCUGAAGAACAAGGCCUACCUGAUCCUGCUGCUCUGUUUCGGUUCUGGGAUAGCCGUCUUCACGUGCUUCACCACCUUGCUGGAGCAGAUCCUGUGUGUCAAAGGAUAUGCAAAUGACUUCGCCGGGUUAUGCGGAGCACUCUUCAUUUUGUUCGGCGUAGUUGGCGCCUUCUUCCUUGGGCUGUACGUUGACAAGACAAAGAAGUUCAUCGAGGCCACAAAGAUCAACAUGUCUUUCACAGCUCUGGCCUGCAUUGGGCUUGCAGUGGUGUCUCAGCUGCGGGAUCAGAAAGCUGCAGUGGCUGCUAUGUGUUCGCUUUUUGGGUUUUUUGGAUUCUCCAUAUAUCCAGUUGCCAUGGAGCUCUCAGUGGAGUGUUCCUACCCUGUAGGAGAGGCUUCCUCGGCUGGCCUGCUGUUUAUAUCUGGGCAGGUCCAAUCCAUCGUCUACAUUAUAAUUCUUCAGGCUCUUACCCAGCCAUUGGCAGAUUCCCCCUUCUCCACAUGUGCUGCUGGGGGAGAUUCAGCCUUGAGCUGGAGGGUGCCAGUGCUGGUGAUGGCUAGCCUGUGCAGCCUGGGGACCUGCUUCUUCGUUAUCUUCUUUCACACGGACUACAGGCGGCUCCAGGCUGAGGCUGGUGCCACUCAAGGGGUGGGGAGAGCCAGAUCGCUGAACACAGAAGACAGCGGAGAGGUGGAGUAGGGCAGAUGGAGAGAAAUCUUCCUUCAAGAUUUGUGACAUUUAGAUGUAAGAGGCGCCAGUGUUAUUCUGUGGGACCAAUCAUCCUCAUAGGAGUGUGUAACACAUGCCCAGACUCUUGGUACAGGUUUACUGCUUGUUUCACUGUUAGAUAGCUGUUGGAUAGAUUUAUAAAUUUUUUAAUAAAAACUCAACUUCCUCAGGCAAAAAAGCAUACUAAGACCUAUGAUGUUUGCCAUUUAGUCAUCCUAGAUCUUGUAUGGUAUGUGUUGCACAAAAAAGGGGACCAGUUACGUUCACAAAGCACAACAGUUUCGGAGUCACUGCAGUUUGUUUCAAAGAUAUAGCAGCGGUGUCACUGGGACUGAGACAAGGUACAAGUUUGACCAGACUUUCACAAACGGUAGAUUUCCUCCAAAGACCACUGGAAAGAAUGAAUGUCAAAAGUGUAUCAUUUUCUAAGAAUUUACUUAACCAAUGAGCGUUUAAGCUCUUUUCCACUAGCCUGGUUUCUGUCUCAUCUCAAACAGAAUGUUCUCACCAUGGGUGUUUCCGACUACCUCAAGUUCCGUUAACCUGCUUUGUGUGCCGCAAAGUUGUCUUUAUGUUUUAUCCUAAAACAUUUUCUUUUAGAUGGCUGAACACUUAAUGAUCUUUUAUUCCUGUAUUAGUACAGCAACGUUUGCUGUAAUUAAUGUCCUUCUUUUGUA